AUGCCUCCUCAUCGUACCACAGCGACCAAGAAACGUGGACCGUUUCCGUGUGCAGUGUGCAAAAAGUCCUACGCAGACACAGCUGGAUUGAACCGUCACCUCCGUGAACACGACGAUAAUUAUUGGCACAAGUGCAAAUGGGAUGGUUGUGAUGCGCGUUUCAAACAGCGCUCUGCUCUCGUGAUCCAUGACAACGUGCACACUGGGUUGAAGCCUUACGUGUGUCCGCUCUGUGGCCGGUGUUUUGGCGAUCCAUCCUCGCUCUCGCGUCACCUAGGCUCCGAAAUGCAUCGCGACGCAGAUGUGCCUUUAAGACAUCGCUGUCCCCAGUGCGAUUCCGGCUACGAGCGCAAAGAACAACUCAAGAGUCACAUGCGUAACGCGCAUCGUAUGGAGUACGACAACUCGAUGAAAGUUGCUCUCCCUCGUAGGCCGUUGAAGGAGCAGGCACUAGCGAAGGCUGCAAAGAUUCGCCAACAAUCAGCGUCAGGAUCUAAAGCGCCACGCACGACUCGCCGUUCGAAGGGGAAGAAGAACGAACACGAAGCGCCAGUUUCACUAGAGUGUCGAUCCGUGAUCAAGCCUGAGCCUCAGGAGGUCGCGACGCAACAUAUGGACUUUCACAUGGGCAUCCCGCAGAAUGAGCCUGAGUACGCUCACGCUCACGACCUCGGACGUCCACCCGUUCCACCCCAGGAUGCUACCCUUUACGGCAGGGAUAUGAACACGCCUUACCACAACGCUGUGCAGCUUCCGCGUCUGGUCCUUCCUCCCCCAACGCACGCCCAGCCUUCGCCACUCGCGUCUUGGGAAAACACACGGCGUUACGCCCUGUCUCCCGACGGCUCAUCGUCGCGAAACUCGCCUCUCAUGUCCCCAAGCACCCACGCUUUGCACUCGCUGGCUCCUUCGCCUGUCAAUCUUCCGUAUAACAGCCAGGUCUACGAUAUGGGAUCGACGUACCAGAAGGCCCCGUACAGCGUCGCGCCUCCGGCGUGGGUUGAAGGACAUCAGUAUGUUAUGCCUGACGACGGUUGUUUUGGAUUGUCGAUUGCCCCUUCACCGCCGACGCAGGACAUGUGGAACACGGGCGCGUACAACCUUUAUUACAACGCAUGA
Messenger RNA from Peniophora sp. CBMAI 1063, 1119 nucleotides. NCBI's taxonomy places the organism in Eukaryota, Fungi, Basidiomycota, Agaricomycetes, Russulales, Peniophoraceae. The record is from the annotation of a GenBank genome assembly.